AUGAAGAGAUCAGUACUAGCCUUAGUAGAGCUAAUAGUCAUAUUGGCUUUCAUAACCCUCACUCAAUCAGCCAUAGCCGACUGAGACGCCUACUAUGCGGACCAUGGAGCCUCAUGGGUGAAUGUUUUUGAUAACUGCACUGAUGAUGUUAGUCAGCAAUCCCCAGUUGACCUCCAGGUAUCAGAUAACAUUUGGAAAGACUUCGUGUUUCUUACUGCUUACGCUCCCACUAAACCAACCUUUAUGGGACUUGAGGAUUGUGUCUACAAAGUCCGUGCAGAGAAUAUUGGAGUUGUAACCACUAAUGAUGUGUAUGCUCUCCCUAAGCUUUAUAAAUUUGAAGCCCAGGAAAUUGAGUUCCAUGCCCCCUCAGAGCACUUAAUUAAAGGAAAGAGAGCUGCCCUUGAGAUGCAGAUUUACCAUAAAGACGUAUUUGGAAAAUCAAAAUCUAAGAAUGCAAUGGUUGUCAGUGUACUCUUUGAUACAGUUGACAAGGACGGAGAUGAUUUCUUUACUUUCCUUGACGGCAAAUCAGACCUUGAUGUCUCUAAAAUCCUCCCAAUCAAUUUCAUGAUGCAUAGCAAUGUGUUCGGUUAUCUCGGUACUCAGACCAAAGAAGGGUGUGCCACAGGAGUAGGAUGGUAUAUUUCUCCAGAAAUUAAGAAAAUCUCAAAGCAAGAUUUUGAGACUAUCACCUCAAAGUUCACCAAAAAAGGGAACUACAGAGAUGCCUUCAGCAUAAGAGAGAAGAGACUUUUCAGUCAUCCACCGCUGUUCAAAUAA
This is a messenger RNA of Moneuplotes crassus, 783 nucleotides long. The record is from the annotation of a GenBank genome assembly. NCBI's taxonomy places the organism in Eukaryota, Ciliophora, Spirotrichea, Euplotida, Euplotidae.